Molecule: messenger RNA, 666 nt
Organism: Lachancea sp. 'fantastica'
Lineage: Eukaryota; Fungi; Ascomycota; Saccharomycetes; Saccharomycetales; Saccharomycetaceae
Source: the annotation of a GenBank genome assembly
AUGAGUGUUAUGAUGAAAUUAAGGCCAAGUUUGCCUGGUCAAACGGCUGUGAAAGCAAUUGUUUUCGAUAUGGACGGCACAUUAUGCCUGCCGCAGUCAUGGAUGUUCAAGGCUAUGCGGGACGCAAUUGGAUUGCACGACGCACAAGUUGAUAUUUUGACGUACAUAGAUGAGCUGCCUUCGAAAAAACUACAGGACGAGGCAAACUUGAAGAUCAAAAACGUAGAGGCACGGGCAAUGGCAGAAAUGAAACCACAGCCGGGGCUUUUGAAACUAUUGCGGUUUUUGGCCUUGCACAAUGUCAGUACAGGCAUUUGUACGCGGAACUUGAUGACUGCAGUGCGGCAUCUGAUCGCCAAGUUUGUUCCACCAGAACUUGACCGUUUCCAUCAUAUAUUGACACGAGAAUUCCGUCCGACUAAACCCAGCCCGGAUCCGCUGCUGCAUAUUGCAGCACAUUUGCGCAUACGGCCGGAAAACAUGGUUAUGGUGGGCGAUUCGUGGGACGAUAUGGAGUGCGGAAGGGCUGCUGGAUGUGCUACGAUUCUGGUUCGUAAUAACACCAAUGGGAUCUUGCUAGAGAAACGGGGUCACCUCAUCGAUGCUGCUGUGGACGAUUUGGCGGAGAUAAUUGGACUUUUGGAAAAGGGAGUUACCAAAGGAUGA